AAUAAACAAACACGAAGGAAAGGAAUAAGAACGAACUGGAGAUAUGUCUGCUUGUGCCUCCUUUUGUUCUGUUUUCCUCAUUGCCUUACUAGCGAGCUUAAGAUCUUAUGCACAGCAACCAGACCCUACUUACAUAUACCAUCUUUGUCCAAACACGACAACUUACUCCCGAAACAGCACAUACUCUUCCAACAUUAGAACUCUUUUGUCCUCUCUUUCUUCCAACAGCCGUUCUUCCUCUACCGGAUUUUACAGCACAGCGGCAGGUCAAAGCCCUGAUUUGGUGUUCGGCCUUUUCCUUUGCCGGGGGGAUCUCCCGCCAGAAGUCUGCGGUAAUUGUGUCGUCUUUGCUGCCAGCGACACUCUCAAAAAAUGUCCAGAGGAGAAGAUUGGGUUGAUAUGGUACGACGAGUGCAUGCUUCGAUACUCUGACCGGAAUAUCUUCUUGGAAUCUUCACUCCAAAAUGGAACAAACGGAAUACUCAUGUGGAACACUAGAGAUGUUCCAAGAAACCAGUCAGAUCGGUUUCGUGAUGUAGUGUUCUCUUUGAUGAACAAGUGUGCAAACGAGGCUGUUAAUAGUUCAAAAAGGUUUGCGGUUAGCAAGUCCAACUUCACAUCGGUUGAGACACUUUAUGGGCUGGCUCAGUGCACACCCGAUUUGACUAGUGGCGAUUGUUUUAAUUGUCUACAACGGACUAUCAGUUCAUUACCCACAGCCCAAAUUGGGGGAAGACUUCUUAUGCCGAGUUGUAACUCAAGGUACGAGCUCUACAAAUUCUUCGAAGAAACUGCCACAGCAAUACCUCAACCUCCUAAACCUCAGUUCGAUUCAGCUCCUCCACCGCCUUCCCAAGAAGCUGGAAAAGGCAGAAACUCAUCUGUCAUAGCAAUCGCUGUUGUUGUUCCAAUCACAGUCAUUUUUGUUCUUCUCGUAGCUGUUUUCAUUUUCUGGGCUAAAAAGAAAAGGAGAACUUAUGAGACGGAACCACUUGCUGAAGAUAGGGACGAUAUUACAACUGCAGGGUCACUUCAGUUUGAUUUUAAGGCAAUUGAGGCAGCAACUGAUAAGUUUUCUGAAACUAACAAACUUGGUCAAGGUGGAUUUGGGCAAGUCUACAAGGGUACCUUUCCUAGUGGAAUACAAGUUGCGGUGAAGAGGUUAUCUAAAACAUCAGGACAAGGUGAAAGAGAGUUCGAGAACGAAGUUGUUGUUGUGGCAAAACUUCAGCAUAGAAAUUUGGUAAGGCUACUUGGUUUUUGUUUGGAAGGGGAAGAAAAGAUACUUAUCUAUGAGUUUGUGCCCAACAAAAGCCUUGAUUACUUCCUUUUUGACUCUACGAUGCAGAACCAGCUGGACUGGAAAAUACGGUACAAGAUCAUUAAAGGAACUGCUAGAGGGAUUCUAUAUCUUCAUCAAGAUUCACGACUCACAAUCAUUCAUCGUGAUCUCAAAGCCGGUAACAUCUUACUGGACGCUGAUAUGAACCCGAAAGUUGCAGAUUUUGGAAUGGCAAGAAUAUUUGGAAUGGACCAAACGGAAGCCAAUACGAAAAGAAUAGUUGGAACCUAUGGUUAUAUGUCUCCGGAAUAUGCAAUGUACGGCCAAUUCUCCAUGAAAUCAGAUGUGUACAGUUUUGGAGUAUUAGUUCUUGAGAUUAUAAGUGGUAAAAAGAACAACAGUCUCUAUCAAAUGGAUGGUGCCGCUGGCAAUUUAGUUACAUAUACAUGGAGUCUAUGGAGCAAUGGAUCGCCAUUAGAGCUCAUGGAUGCAUCAUUUCGAGAUAAUUAUCAAACAGAAGAAGUUACGAGAUGCAUUCAUAUCGCUUUACUAUGUGUUCAGGGAGAAGCUGAAGAUCGUCCAACCAUGCCAGAGAUCGUCCAGUUGCUCACUACUAGCUCCAUCGCUCUCACUUUGCCUCGACCACCUGGAUUGUUCUUCCGAAGUAAGCAUGAACAAGUAAGAGUGGAUCCUAGUAUUGACACGUUUGCCAUGGGUUCUGUGGACGGGGCUUCCAUUACUCAAGUAGCUCCUCGUUGAAAACAAAAUUAUUCAUAAAUAGAAAUUGAUUUGAAAUAAUGAUUGAAGACUGUUACGUAUAAGAUUUAGAGACUCAUGAAU
This is a messenger RNA of Brassica oleracea var. oleracea, 2122 nucleotides long. Its product is annotated as cysteine-rich receptor-like protein kinase 5. Bases 44 to 2041 code for a protein of 665 amino acids. The transcript is spliced from 7 exons. Gene Ontology annotation, biological process: protein phosphorylation. The record is from RefSeq and is a predicted model, not a curated record. Gene Ontology annotation, molecular function: ATP binding; protein kinase activity. Lineage: Eukaryota; Viridiplantae; Streptophyta; Magnoliopsida; Brassicales; Brassicaceae.